Messenger RNA from Brassica oleracea var. oleracea, 1621 nucleotides. RefSeq names its product probable E3 ubiquitin-protein ligase ARI13. Lineage: Eukaryota; Viridiplantae; Streptophyta; Magnoliopsida; Brassicales; Brassicaceae. The transcript has 2 exons. The record is from RefSeq and is a predicted model, not a curated record. Gene Ontology annotation, molecular function: ubiquitin conjugating enzyme binding; ubiquitin protein ligase activity; zinc ion binding. Gene Ontology annotation, biological process: ubiquitin-dependent protein catabolic process; protein polyubiquitination; positive regulation of proteasomal ubiquitin-dependent protein catabolic process. The coding region runs from base 86 to 1426 and encodes 446 amino acids. Gene Ontology annotation, cellular component: cytoplasm; ubiquitin ligase complex.
CCAUGAACCCUGUUUCCUUAAUCGAUCAUCUGCCCUCUUGGUGAUUCGUUCUUUCCUAUCUUCGUCAACUUCAAGAAAAGCAAACAUGGAGCACGAUCCAGAGCGAGAGUACUCUGUUCUCACUAGGGACGAUCUCAACGAGAAGAUGAACAAACAGAUCGAUGAUCUCUCCGAGAUCUUCUUGCUCUCAAAACCCGCUGCGACCGUACUCCUCAUGAAUCUCCAGUGGGACUCGCAACGCGUUUCGGAGCGUUUGAGCGAAGACAAGGAGAAGCUGUUGAUGCGAUCGGGUUUGAUAACCGAUUCGAACUAUAACGAUAGCUUCUUCUCCGUGGAGAAAAACCUAGCUAUGCUAACGUUGGAGGCUAAAGGCAUGCACAACGAGUACGUUCUCAGAUCUUUCCUGGAACAAAACAAGGGUUUGACGAUCAGACGUUGUCCUUCGCCGGGUUGCGGUUACUUCAUCGAGUUUCACCGAGACAUUUAUUUUGACGAGUAUGGUCUAAACGUUGUGUGUCUAUGUGGUCAUACCUUUUGCGGGAGGUGCAGCCUUGAGUCGCACAGACCUGUGACGUGCAACAACGCUUCUGAUUGGUUGAGAGACUUGGGGAAGUUAUCAGAGUCGCUGAGCGUUUCUUGGAUCGAAAGUAACACGAAGCCUUGCCCUCAUUGCCAGUUUCCUAUAGAGGUUGGUUCUCGUUCAAGGCUGUUCCGGUUUGUGGAAUGUCUCUACUGCAGUGGUCGUUUAUGUAGCGAGUGUAUGCAGACAGUGGAGUCCCACAAAACGGCAGACGGAUACUAUGGAGCCUGUGUUGGACCGUUGCUACCACAACUCGCGAACGGACCAGAAGCGGUUGUCGUUACGUGUGUGGAUCGAUGGGAGGCGAGUGAUGUCGCAAUGGUGGAAGCCAAGUCCGAGCUAGAAUCUUUCGACGAAUCCCACUUCACUAGCCAAGAGUACAUACGGAACAUGAGAGAAGGCUUGAUGCUGAUUGUUCAAUGCCGACAGUUUCUCAAGUGGAGCUGUGUGUACGACCACGUCCACACCGAGUACCAAGCCUCUAAGAGGGAGUACUUGCGGUUCUUGCAAGAUUUUGCGAGCACGCUCGUGCAGAGUUACUCGGAGACGCUGAAGGAGGAGACCGUGAAGGCCUUUUCUGCGACUACUUAUGAAGAGACUAUUUACCCCAAGUGGAAGGUAGCCAACGCGACGAGCAGUAUUGGUAACUUCUUUUUUCACUUCAGUAAGACUUUGGAAGAUGGGAUAGAUGACGUGAAGGUGAAGUCUUAUGACAACUUUGGUGGUCCUUAUUGGCUUUGUGAUCGUUGUACCUCUGGGAACACGUGGCUUGAUAUGAGGUGUAAGAUGUGCUGUGCUAGUGCAACUCCUGUGGAGAAGAAGCUGAGAGAUUUAUCUAUUAACUAGGUUUCUUUUAAAAGGAAAAUAAAUGAUUUAGGAGGCAUGGUUUUUUUUUUGCUUUGUUUUUAAUCUCUUUUACCAUGUUUUGAAACUUUACAUUAUGUUUAAUAAAUAAUUGUUUUCCAUCAAUGCAAGAAUCAAUAGAAACAGAGCAAACUGUUAUGCACUGUGUGCAUAACCAACCAAAUAGUAAUUUCUUAU